Talpa occidentalis (Iberian mole) is the source of this 2431-nucleotide messenger RNA. RefSeq names its product coiled-coil domain containing 110 (gene CCDC110). Lineage: Eukaryota; Metazoa; Chordata; Mammalia; Eulipotyphla; Talpidae. The record is from RefSeq and is a predicted model, not a curated record. The coding region runs from base 1 to 2394 and encodes 797 amino acids. Gene Ontology annotation, cellular component: cytoskeleton. The transcript has 5 exons.
AUGACUAGUUCAAAUCUCCAAGUGAUUUAUGACUCUAAGCAAAUUCUAAUAUUCUCAAUUUAUCUCUUAAAGGUACAGUCUGAAAUCAGUGAAAUAUUAAACAAAAGUAUUAUUGAAGUAGAAAACCCACGAUUUAGCCCAGAAAAAAAUCUAGAAUUCAACACAUGCAUUGAAAAGCCUUUGAGCGAAUGGACUGUCAGAGAUGAAAAUAAAGAAAUCCCUAUCUUGAAAAUCCUAAAAGAUCCUGUAGAGCAUCAGGAUGAAGUCCUUUCUAAGGAGAAAGUUCAUUUUGAAGAUUCCAGGACUCUUCAUUCAGUGGAAGAAAAAUCCAAUAGCAACAGUAUUAACGGUCUCUCUCCAGAUAUAAAUAUUCCAUCCCAGAUACACUUCAAGGACAUAUCAACUCUGAAAACUUCAACAGAUAAUUCAGCUUCAAACAUAAUUACGAAUCCUUCAGAAAAUUAUGACAUAUUGAAGAAUUAUAAUAACCUUUAUAGUUUUCUACCUAAUGCAUCUCAAGAUGUGAUGUCUCAAGCUGAUGCAGUCAUUUUGGAGAAGUCCAAAGUGAAUGUGCCUUUUCUCAAGCAUGGAUUUUGUGAAAAUUUAGAAGAUAUUUGCCAUUCUAUCAAACAAAUGAAGGAAGAGCUUCAAAAGUCAUACAAUCGGGAACUAGCACUUACAAAUGAACUUCAGACUUUAAAAGCUGAUACAAAUGUUCAAAGUAAUGAUAAAUAUGACCCUGUUCAUAAGAGGGAAAUUAAUUUUAAGGAAGAAAAUAUAGAAAGUGACUUAAAUGAAGAUAUGAAAUCAAAGAGAAUUUCAGAAUUAGAGGCUUUAGUACACAAAUUACUCCCACUCAGAGAAAGUGUGUCAAAAUUCCAUGUGAAUUUUUGCAGAAAAUGUAAAAAAUUAUCUAAGAGUGAAAUACACAGGGGAAGAAAGAAUGAGAAAAACAAAGAAAUCCCUAUUACAGGCAAGAAUAUUACAGAUUUGAAAUUCCAUUCCAGAGCUCCAAGACAUACACUGUCAUUAUUUGAGCCAACAAAAUAUGAAGUAAAUAACAAAGAAAGACAACCAUGUGUAGUAAAACAAGGAGCAAUAAUAUUUGAAAAUGAGAAAACAUCCAAAGUCAAUUCUGUUACUGAGCAGUGUGUUGCAAAAAUUCAGUACUUGCAGAAUUACCUGAAAGAAUCUAUGCAGAUACAGAAAAAGGUAACAGAACUGGAAAAUGAAAAUCUAAUCCUUAAGACCAAAAUAAAACCUCUUGUCUUUACCACACAAUCUCUGAUACAGAAAAUUGAAACAUAUGAAAAGCAAGUUAAGAAUCUGGCUGAAGAAAAGAACACUAUUCUGUCCAAGUUAAUGAAAACAGAAGAUGAUGGCAAAGAAUGUCUUAAAGAAUUGAAAAAAAUAAUUAGUAAAUAUAAUGUUCUCCAAGAACAAACUAAAACUCUAGAGGAAAAAAACAGUCAACUUUCUUUGGAGAAGCAACAAAUGAUCGAAACGUUAGAUCAAAUGAAAAGUAAGGAACAUAAAACUCAAAAUGACAUGGCCAUUGUCAAUAAUGAAAAUAAUCGAAUGAGUAUAGAAAUGGAAUCAAUGAAAACAAGUAUGCUAUUGAUAAAAGAUGAAAAGGAAAUGUUAGAAAAGAAAACAUACCAGCUUCUAAAGGAAAAAAGCUCACUUGAAAAUGAACUUAAAGAAAAUCAGCUAGAGAUAAUGCAGCUAAAAGAAAGAGAAAUAUUAGCAACAACUGAACAAGAGACACUUCUUCAAAUGAUCGAAACAUUUAAAAAUGAAAAACUUACUCUUGAAACAACAUUACAAGAAUCUACUGCCGCUAGACAAAUGAUGGAAAGAGAAAUUGAGACUAUUCAAACCUACCAAUCUACCACCAAUGAGAAUUUUCUAAAAGAAAUUCAAAAUGCAAAAUCAGAAGCAAAUAUUUAUAAGAAUAGUUUGUCCGAAAUGGGAAAUGAAUGUGAAAUGUUAUCAAAAAUGGUAAUGGAAAUUAAAACAGAUAAUCAGAUUCUAAAAGAAGAACUAAAAAAACAUAGUCAGGAAAAUAUAAAAUUUGAAAAUAGCAUCAGUAGACUUGCAGAAGACAAAAUACUUUUAGAAAACUAUGUAAGAAGUAUAGAAAAUGAAAGGGAUACCUUGGAAUUUGAGAUGCGGAAUCUUCAGAGAGAAUAUUUAAAUCUAAGUGAAAAAAUCUGUAGUACGCAUAAUGACCUACCAAAAAUGAGUUACAUUUCAAGAAAAGAGAAGUUCCAUUUUGAGAAAUAUGAAACCUAUGAAGACAAAUCUAGUCCUAGGAGUCGGCCAUUUGCUCCUGAUUUGAAAGGAAUUCCAAGUAAACUCUAUCAAAUGCUUCCAUCCAAGAUAUGUAAAUAAAUUUCUAAACUCAGUUAUUUCAAAAUCCUUGUUCAAG